CAUCAUCUCCUUCUCUUCUCUUUCCUCUCUGUAAAACUCUCUAGAAACUAUUCAUUCCUUGCUUCCCCUUUAAAUCACAAGAUCCCCAUCUGCUUUCUUUCUCUUUUGCUCUUUGUUUCUUCUCUGUGGUUGAAAAAGAUUUUGCGGGAGGGAUAAAGUUUCAAUCUUUAAUCUCUUUUCCAUCAAGAUUUCGCUUCAAAAUGUCGGAGUCUUGUAAACCCAUUUCGGAAUUAGGGUUUACCACACUCUCCGAUCGUCUUCGGAACUCACUCACCUGCAAUGGCGACACCACCAAUAAACCCGACUUCCGAGAACUUGAUUUUGCUCCUGGGUCGGCUCCGGCUUCACCCAUUUCACCUUUAACAGUUCGACCCACAAUCAGCACCAGCUCAAGCUCAUCCGGGACGCUCUCGGGUCGAACCGGAAAUGGGUCAGUUUCGGGUCGAACCGGAACCGGUACUAGAAUAUCAGACUCCGGCGAGUUGUCGGUUGACAGUUCACCGACAUUUUCGGUUUCCGGCUCGAGAGGCGUCAAACCGGGUCAUACCCGGUCCGAAUCCGGGUCGUCAAUAUAUUCCGGCGGGAGCUCAGCCACUUCUCCGCCGGUCAACGUGCUUCCGGCUGGCAAUAUUUGCCGGUCCGUGAGGGUUUUAAAAACGGGUAUGAUGUCAAAUCGGAGCUCCAAACCCGAAGUGUUUGGCUUAGGAACCGGUAAUUAUGGUCAUGGUAGCAUAAUGCGCGGUGGGUCCGGCUCCGGCGCCGCUGCCGCUACCGGAGGUAAAGGGGAACCUUUUCCGGCCGGUUUAAGUUCGAAAAGGGUGUCAAUGGAUCCGGAAGAUUUGAAGAAAUUAGGGAAUGAAGAGUAUAAAAAGGGGCAUUUUUUAGAGGCUUUGAGUUUUUAUGAUAGAGCAAUAUCUUUAUCCCCUGUGAAUGCAGCCUACCAUUGUAACCGUGCAGCCGCAUUGAUGGGUUUGAAGAGGUUGAGUGAAGCUGUUAAAGAAUGUGACGAAGCUAUAAGAUUGGAUUCUGGGUAUGUGAGAGCUCAUCAUCGGUUAGGUUCUCUUCUUGUUAGUUUAGGACAGGUUGAAAAUGCAAGGAGGCACCUUCAUUUUAAGGAGUACCAACCCGACCCGAACGAGGCCCAAAAGUUGCAAUUAGUAGAAAAGCACUUAAACGCGUGUAUGAACUCUAGAAGGGUCCGAGACUGGGGCUGUGUGUUAAGGGAAGCCGGUGGUGCUAUUUCAUGUGGAGCAGACGCUUGUCCUCAGCUAUUCGCAUGCAAAGCUGAAGCAUUGUUGAAGCUCCAUCGAUUAGAUGAUGCUGAUUCAGUUCUUUCACAUGCGCCUAAAUUCGACUCAACUACUAGCCCGUCUUGUUCUCAAGCGAAGUUUUUCGGGAUGCAAUCUGAAGCGUACAUUUUGUUUACUCGCGCUCAGAUUGACAUGGCAUUGGGAAGAUUCGAGAGCGCGGCUGCUUCUAUCGAGAAAUCAAUACAAAUUGAUCCUAGAAACGUGGAGGUUGCGGUUUUGCUUCAAAACAUAAGGUCUUUGUGUAGAGCCCGGGCUCGUGGCAAUGAUUUGUUUAAAUCCGAACGAUUCACCGAAGCCUGUUCGGCUUACGGCGAAGGGCUUAAAUUUGAUCCCUCAAAUUCAAUUUUGUACUGCAAUCGUGCAGCUUGUUGGUUUAAACUCGGGCAAUUUGAAAGAUCUCUUGAUGAUUGUAAUCAAGCCCUUCUUAAUCAUCCAAAUUAUACAAAAGCUCUUCUUCGUAGAGCCGCUACAUACACCAAGCUUGAAAGGUGGGCUGAAUCAGUAAGCGAUUACGAGGUUUUGAGGAGAGAGCUUCCGGAUAAUAAUGACAUAGCCGAAUCUUUAUUUCAUGCGCAAGUGGCUUUAAAGAAAUCGCGAGGGGAAGAAGUGUAUAAUUUGAAAUUUGGUGGUGAAGUUGAACUGAUUAAUAAUCUUGAACAGUUCAAAGCUGCAGUUGCUUCAACUGGAGCCUCUGUUGUUCUUUUUAAAACAACAUCUGAUCUUCAAUGCAACCAGAUAUCCCCGUUUCUAGACACCUUAUGCAUUCGAUAUCCAUCUAUAAGUUUUCUCAAGGUUGAUAUCGAAGAGAGCGCCGCAAUUGCAAAUUUUGAGAAUAUAAGAAUUGUACCAACAAUCAAGAUUUACAAAAAGAGUAAUCGAAUGAAGGAAAUGGUCUGCCCAUCUCGAGAAGUAUUGGAAUCCUCUGUCCGCCAUUAUAGCUUCUAAACGAAUCCAAUUGUCAUCGGUGAAUGAAGGGCAUAGUUGUAAUUUCCCCUCCUUCCGAUCAUCAACCUCCUGUAUCGAAACUACAUAAAGAACACAAUAAUCAUAUCAUCAAGAGCCAAUCUUUCUUAGCCAACGCCUGUGGGAACUAGAGAAGGUUAGAUUAGUAAUUUACCUUAAUCUUCAGAAAGCCAUUAUCAAUAGCCUUCAUUAUUCUUUUCUUAUCAAGAUGCUAGUGUUUUUAGAAUUCCCAAUUUACCCCCACUAUCAUAAGCCUAUCAUUCCCUAUUCUGUUGUGUCUUCUUCCAUUUCCGGUAGCCUGUUCCAAUGUAAAUUACAAGUGGGCUUUUCUGGAUAUAGAUAUGCCCUCUGUGUGUGUAUAUAUAUAUGUGAAGAUGAAGAUAUAUACAAAAUGAAAAAAGAAAAAAUUUGGAGGAAGAGUUUGGAUGGAUAGGCCUUAGGUGUACUGGAUUUAGUUAAUACUUAGGGGGUUUCUUUUUUGUUAAACAUUUCAUCAAUAAAUAAAUUUUUCUCUUUUUUAUU
Helianthus annuus (common sunflower) is the source of this 2795-nucleotide messenger RNA. RefSeq names its product TPR repeat-containing thioredoxin TTL1. The record is from RefSeq and is a predicted model, not a curated record. Lineage: Eukaryota; Viridiplantae; Streptophyta; Magnoliopsida; Asterales; Asteraceae. Gene Ontology annotation, molecular function: protein binding. Bases 201 to 2255 code for a protein of 684 amino acids. The transcript has 7 exons. Gene Ontology annotation, cellular component: cytoplasm.